Molecule: messenger RNA, 1256 nt
Organism: Camelina sativa (false flax)
Lineage: Eukaryota; Viridiplantae; Streptophyta; Magnoliopsida; Brassicales; Brassicaceae
Molecular function (GO): protein binding
Source: RefSeq, a predicted model, not a curated record
UUCAUUUAUAUAAAGACUCUAGUAGACGACUGGCUACUCAUUUAUAUAAGGUACAUAUAUAUAUAAGUGGUGUUAGUUUAAUGGAGUUAUUAGUUUAAAUUUUAAAGUAGUUGGCACCCGAGUAGGUUCAUCAUGUUAUUGAGAAGCACAUCUGCUCCGAUACUGAAGUCGUGGCUUCCACAACACUGCUCGAGAGAAUCGUCUCCGGACCAGGAGUCACAGCUCCAGCGCCGGUCAAGAUCGUUGUCUCUUUUCUCAUCAAAGUCCAUAGAUGGACACACUGGUGAGCAGUUGCACCAACAAGCUCUCUCCGAGCACAAGGAUAGUGUUCUUAAAUCAACAACAAGCAACGAGAACCACAACGAAAAUACAAUACCACGCAGGCAACGCAGGUCAUCUUUAGAUGAAACACGUUACACGAAAAAGACGACUUUGGAUCUGUCGUCAACGUUCUUAGUGGAUAGGCUGUUCUCGAGCUCAGGACUGGGAGAAAAGGCCAGUUAUGAUGACGAUCGUCUGGAGACUCUUGUGAGUGGUGGUGGUGGUGGGAUGGGCAGCAGCGGCGGGAAGAUUUGCAACGGCGGUGGUGUAGGUGGAAGUGGUGUUGACGGCGGUGGCAGUGAGGACGCUACCGAUUCGUAUUACAAGGAGAUGAUCGACUUGAAUCCAGGAAACUCGCUUUUGACUGGAAACUACGCUAAGUUCUUAAAAGAGGUGAAAAGAGACAUGAAAAAAGCAGAAGAGUAUUGUGAAAGAGCGAUUUUGGGGAACACCAACGAUGGAAACGUUCUUUCUCUAUAUGCUGAUCUCAUUUUGCACAACCACCGAGAUCAUGAAAGAGCCCACUCGUACUAUCAACAAGCCGUCAAAAUGUCCCCCCAAGAUUGCUAUGUGCAAGCUUCAUACGCAAGGUUUCUAUGGGAUGUGGAAGAAGACGAAGAUGAAGGAGAAGAAGAAGAAGAAGAAAAGAGUGAUGAUAUUAGCCAUGUGCCUCCUCCAACUACCAUAUUCCGUGAUUUUCCCCAUCACACUUCUCUUACCGCAUCAUCGUAACUAAUAAGACACAUGUCUACACCAUUCCGUAUGUUCGUAUUGAAAUAAAUAUAACAUAUAGAUGCAUGUUUAAUACUCGUAUGCAAAUGCAAUAUGCGUGUAUAAUACAUGUUCAUAAUAUUGUGUAAUAUGGAUAUGGUUUUCUAUGUGUCUCUAUGUUGUGUUAUAACUUAUAAAGUAUGAAAUAGAGAAAACAUUAGGCA